GAAACAGGAUCUCACUCGACUGUCUGUCUACCUGUAUAUAAGCCGCUUCUACCCCCUAGAAACCGGAACGGAUACGAAUCAUAUAACAUAUCCCACACACCCUCUUCAACAAUAUCCACCCAUAAACUACACAAUGGUCCUGGUCCCCCAAACAGACCUCUACUCCUUCUUUUCCGAGGAACGCUUCUCGUGCCUGGACUAUCUCGACGACUCGGAGCUUGAUCCAGCCAGUCGCGCCCACAUCAGCGAGCAAGUGUGCGAUCUCCUGGGCCUAUUUUUCCAAGUAACAAAAUGCACCUACCUCCCAUUCGAGAAAGACACCCAUCUCCGACAGCAGCUCUGGGGAUGGGCAGAGAAGGAACUGACCCACGCGACCUCGUAUGACAUGGGCAGCCUGCAGCCCGUCCUCGAGGCCGCCGCCUCGUUCACCGAGUCCUGCUACCCGCUGGCCUCCAACGAGAUGCGCCUCUCCAUGUCCCAAGGGACUGCCUUCAUAGUGUCCCUGGACAGCUACCUCAUCCACCCCACGGUAAAACAAAACCUAGCCCAAUCCCAGUGCCGUCUCUCCGCCGGCCUCAAGCCCCUCGACGACUUCUCCUCCUCCUACUCCGCCUUCACCAAAGAAGUCGCCGACCUCUACGGCUCCCUGGACCCACUCAUCGGCACACUCUCCGCCAGCGGCUGGGGCCAGCACGUCGAGGGCUGGUGUCUGGAGGAGCAGAUCCAGCUCGCAUACAGCCACACGCAAUGCGAAGCCGAGUCCGAGUCCCAGUCCCAGUCCCAGUCCCAGUCCGAAUCCACAUCCAAAUCCAGGCCCGCCCCUCAGAGUCAGAGUCAGAGUAUGAAAAUCUGCCACGUGGAAGACUUCCCCUUCUACCUGCGCUCCAUAACUGGCGUCCCCAUCCCCUACAUCACGGGGAUCUUCAAGCCGACCAGGGGGUUGGAAGUCCCCUACACGCUGUGGAUGUCCUGUCUCCCCGCGCUGAAGGUCUUCGCGUGCCUCUCGAACGACCUGUUCUCGUACCCGAAGGAGUUGCUGGACUGCGAGAAGUUCAACUUCAUCAAUAUCCAGACGAAGACAAAGCAGGAUGCCGGCUUCAAGUCCCAGUUUGUGGAGGAUAGGCCGUGGACGGUGCGGGACACGCUGUACGAGACUGCGAACCGGGCCGUGCAGUGCGUGCGGGCCAUCGAUGAGGCGUUUGGGGCCAGACGACCCGCUGGUUCCUCCUCGGGGGCGAGGAGUGUGGAUUAUGAGUUUCAGCUGGCGGCUACGCUGUGGUCGUUGUUCAAGCAGGGGUAUAUCUCUUGGCAUAUUAGAUGUCCGCGGUAUCGGCUUGAUACUCUCAGAUCGAGGUUUGAGGGUUCGCUGCAGGUCAAUUGAUGGAUUGAUUGAUUGAUUGAUUGUUUUCUGUUCUGCUCUCUUGGGAGGGGUUCCCCCAUUCCCUCAAAUAUACGGCUAUGCUCUUGAUGUCCUGAUACCUAGACUUGAAUUUUAAAUCAUGUUACGCAUUUUU
Molecule: messenger RNA, 1514 nt
Organism: Aspergillus heteromorphus CBS 117.55
Lineage: Eukaryota; Fungi; Ascomycota; Eurotiomycetes; Eurotiales; Aspergillaceae
Exons: 1
Coding region: 134-1381 (415 amino acids)
Source: RefSeq, a predicted model, not a curated record